AAUGUGCGCGAUUACAGUGGUGUCGGGUGAGGGGUCAUAAAUUGAAACAGACUCCCCACAUUUGCAUACAGUAUUUCCCCUCUGCACAGCUCAAAGACAACAUGACCCUGUGCACUUUGGCUGAGCUCUGACCGCUCAGUGACCGCUCUGACCGCCCUGCUGCAGCUGGACUGUCCUCCGGAGCCUCUGUCCUCCUCUGUCCCUCAGUCCGGGCCCCGUGUGUCCUGCUGCUGGCCGCUCCUCGCUCCUCUUCCUCCGGAGGUCCGGAGACACGCGCUGAGCCAUGCGACAGUGGAGUGUCCCCGCUGCGACCCCGCGCACCGAGCCACUCCCGGGCUGCCUCUCCGUGUCACCCCCCCCUGCAGAUGCCACGAUGGAAUGCUGUGAAGUGGAGCCACGUUACACCAUCGAACAGAUCGACCUCCUGCAGCGCCUCCGCCUGUCCGGGAUGACCAAACCCCAGAUCAUCCACGCCCUGGAGUCUCUGGAGCGGCUGGACCCGGACACACGCCCCGCCCACUGCGACGCGAACUCCGCCCCCUCCCAAAACAACAACAACAACAACGGCAGCGCCCACACCACAUCUUCAUCCUCCUCUGCCUCCUCGCUGUCUCUGGCCUCCGCCACCACCCAAACCUCCGGCCUGGACGGAGCGGCGCUGUCUCCCAGCAACAGCUACGAGGCUUCACCCCCGCCGCUCUACCCCCCAACGGUGGCGGUUCAGAGGUCAUUCAGCUACGAUAUGAUGGGAGAAGAGGAGUGGGACCUUGAAGAGAAAGUGGAGGAGUACAUGAGACGGGACAGUAACCUGGUGAAGGAGGAGAUCAAGGCCUUCCUCAACAACCGCAGAAUCUCUCAGGCAAUAGUUGGACAAGUGACGGGCAUCAGUCAGAGCUACAUCUCCCAGUGGCUCCUGCAGCAGGGGCUGGAGAUGAGCGACUCCAAGCGCAGAGCCUUCUACCGCUGGUACCUGCUGGAGAGGAACAACCCAGGGCUGAGGUGGAGCGAAAACCAGCACAGCGUGAGCCCCUCGUCCAGGGGCAGGGGAGGAGACAGCACCCCCCAGCUCCUCCCCAACCCCAACACCACCCUGAACCCCAACGCCGCCCCGCUGUGGAGCAGGCAGAGGGAGCUGCUCAUGCACCUGCUGCCCUGGUACAACGCUACCGCCGCUGCCUCACAGACUAACACAGGAGCCACUUUGUCCAUGCGCUCGAUGGUGAAGGAGGAGCCGGACUGGAGGACGGGCAUCAUGACGGGGGAGAGGACCGGGAUCGUGGGCGGACCUUUAAGGCUGCGCCGAGGGAGUCGCUUCACCUGGAGGAAAGAGUGUCAGUCCAUCAUGGAGAGUUUCUUCAUCGAGAAUCAGUAUCCGGACGAGGCCAAGCGAGAGGAGAUCGCCAACACCUGCAACUCGGUCAUUCAGAAACCAGGAUGUAAACUGUCGGAGUUUGAACGUGUGACGGCGCUGAAAGUUUACAACUGGUUUGCCAAUCGCCGAAAGGAGAUGAAGAGAAGAGCCAAUAUCGAAGCUGCCAUUUUAGAAAGCCAUGGGAUCGAGGUGCCAAGUCCGAGCUGCCAUUCGAACGGAGAAGAGGUGGAGAUGCACGAGUUCGCUGAUCAGGUGAACCACCGCUUUGUCGAGCAAGUCAUCCACGAGGACGGCUCGGUCCAGAGGUUGGGAGACCCACAGGACUCUGCGACGGACGGCGCCUCUCUACCGAGCCCCGCCCCUCAGCUGCAGGAACACAAGGAGGAGCUGUCCAAACGGGAGGCCGUGGACGAGGAGUGACACGAGCUGACGGCACAAUCAUGUUUAAGCAAAUGUAACGAGCAAACCAAACAUGUCCAGCCACACGGCGCGGCGUGGGGCGGCGUGCGAGCCUUGUGGGUGCAGUGUGCCCUAUAAUCAAAGGGAGACGGGUGCUGAAGCUUGAGGCGCCUCCGACGAGGAGAGGCCUCCGUAUUUAUCAACAGUAAUCCUGCUUAUAUUUACGGCAAUAUACAGUAUACAUGUAUAUUUAUAAUGGUAUAUAAUGCAGUUCAAGAUGGUAUUAAUCAGCCUAAACUCUUAGUUGGACGAUUAUGUAAAAAUACCUCGCCCAUUUUAAGCUCCUUUACUUUUCUUCUGUCUUCCUGAGUUUCCACAGCGGCUGUCGGCUGAGCCUGCGGGUCAGGUGCUCUGGGGACAAAGGUUAAACCGAUGACGGUGUUUCUAAUGUGAACAUCAAACCCUGAGGCUCUGCUGGACUCAGGGAACAGCGGAUCAGAGCAGAACAGUACGGCGCUUCUAUAAAUACUUUUGUGUUUUUGUUUAACCAAACUAUAAUAUUCACGAUCUUAUUUAUACCUCUUUGUAUCAGCAGAACAAGCCUCAGAAUAUUUGAUCAUUUUAUGAGUGAAUGCGAUGAUUCUAUUUGUCCGCUUGUGAAUAGCUUCCGUUUGAUUUCAGGCACAGAAACGCUCGACUAGUGAACUCAGAUGUUUCUUACUUCAGUGUUAGAUCCGUAUAAACUAAUGUGAGUAUCCAGGUGCUUCACACACGCACAUCAUGUUAAUGUUUUUAUGUGAGCAGAAUAAGCUAAAGCUCAAAGCUCCAAUGAUCGACUGCAAAGCUUCAAAGCUUCAAAGCACCUCAGAGUGACCUCACUCUACAGGAGCUGCUCUGUCCUUCGUCCAGAGAGCGCCCCCUGUGGAGCGCUCUUUAAAUUCAAUGUAAAAUAUUUGACUUGAAUAAUGUUUUUGUUUUUUCUGUUUUCCCCUGUAUCGACCGCGUGGCCCAAGGCCGCCGUUCGUCCUCACGGUUCAUAUAAUGAACUCAUGCUUUGUUUGUGAAGCGCCCCCUGUGGGCGUGGCCAUGUUACCUCUUAAUGCCAAAGCUAUGCCAAGGUAGAAACGAGCUCCAGACUCAGACUGUGCAGCAGCAGGACUCAGUCCGACCACAUUGUACCUGAUUAUGUAGAUUCUAUGCUCAGUACAACACUAGCCAACUCUAGCUUACCUCAGACUCACGCGUCAUGACCGAGACGCCAUGACACGGACUUUAUGUAGCAGCGCGAGACGGGUUCCCCUGAACGACUCCCCUGACUCCUCUGAACGACUCCUCUGAACGACUCCUCUGAACGACUCCUCUGAACGACUCCUCUGUACGACUCCUCUGUACGACUCCUCUGAACGACUCCUCUGUACGACUCCCCUGAACGACUCCUCUGAACGACUCCCCUGAACGACUCCUCUGAACGACUCCUCUGAACGACUCCUCUGUACGACUCCUCUGUACGACUCCUCUGUACGACUCCUCUGUACGACUCCUCUGAACGACUCCUCUGAACGACUCCUCUGAACGACUCCUCUGAACGACUCCCCUGAACGACUCCUCUGACUCCCCUGAACGACUCCCCUGAACGACUCCUCUGAACGACUCCCCUGAACGACUCCUCUGACUCCUCUGAGCGACUCCUCUGAACGACUCCUCUGAACGACUCCUCUGUACGACUCCUCUGAACGACUCCUCUGUACGACUCCUCUGAACGACUCCUCUGUACGACUCCUCUGUACGACUCCUCUGAACGACUCCCCUGAACGACUCCCCUGAACGACUCCUCUGAACGACUCCUCUGACUCCUCUGAACGACUCCCCUGAACGACUCCUCUGACUCCUCUGAACGACUCCCCUGAACGACUCCUCUGUACGACUCCUCUGAACGACUCCUCUGUACGACUCCUCUGUACGACUCCUCUGAACGACUCCUCUGAACGACUCCUCUGACUCCUCUGAACGACUCCUCUGUACGACUCCUCUGUACGACUCCUCUGAACGACUCCUCUGAACGACUCCUCUGACUCCUCUGAACGACUCCUCUGAACGACUCCUCUGUACGACUUCCCUGGACGACUCCUCUGUACGACUCCCCUGAACGACUCCUCUGUACGACUCCUCUGAACGACUCCUCUGUACGACUCCUCUGUACGACUCCUCUGUACGACUCCUCUGAACGACUCCUCUGAACGACUCCUCUGACUCCUCUGAACGACUCCCCUGAACGACUCCUCUGUACGACUUCCCUGGACGAUUCCUCGGGACGACUCCUUUGAGUCACUCCACUGGAUGACUCUUCCGACUCCUUUGGGUGACUCGACUGGGCAACUCUACUAGACGACUUCUCUGGGCGACUCCUCUUGACUCCUCCUCUGACUCCUCCUCUUGACUCCUCCUCUGACUCCUCUGGGUGACUCCUCCUCUUGACUCCUCCUCUGACUCCUCUGGGUGACUCCUCCUCCUGACUCCUCCUCUGACUCCUCUUGACUCCUCCUCCUCUGACUCCUCCUCCUCUGACUCCUCCUCCUCUGACUCCUCUUGACUCCUCCUCUGACUCCUCCUCCUCUGACUCCUCUUGACUCCUCCUCUGACUCCUCUUGACUCCUCCUCUGACUCCUCCUCCUCUGACUCCUCCUCUGACUCCUCUUGACUCCUCCUCUGACUCCUCUGGGUGACUCCUCCUCUGACUCCUCUUGACUCCUCCUCUUGACUCCUCCUCUUCACUCCUCCUCUGACUCCUCUUGACUCCUCCUCUUGACUCCUCCUCUGACUCCUCCUCUGACUUCUCCUCUUGACUCCUCCUCUUCACUCCUCCUCUGACUCCUCUUGACUCCUCCUCCUCCUCCUCCUCCUCCUCCUCCUCAGCUCUCAUGUGAGACUUUGGACACAGUUUCCAGAGUUUUGCUCCUCGUUGUGAUGGUUCUGC
This is a messenger RNA of Periophthalmus magnuspinnatus, 4745 nucleotides long. RefSeq lists its product as uncharacterized. The record is from RefSeq and is a predicted model, not a curated record. Lineage: Eukaryota; Metazoa; Chordata; Actinopteri; Gobiiformes; Gobiidae. The coding region runs from base 284 to 1792 and encodes 502 amino acids. Gene Ontology annotation, biological process: positive regulation of DNA-templated transcription. Gene Ontology annotation, molecular function: double-stranded telomeric DNA binding. The transcript has 11 exons. Gene Ontology annotation, cellular component: nucleus.